This is a messenger RNA of Aureococcus anophagefferens, 540 nucleotides long. RefSeq lists its product as hypothetical. Bases 1 to 540 code for a protein of 179 amino acids. NCBI's taxonomy places the organism in Eukaryota, Pelagophyceae, Pelagomonadales, Pelagomonadaceae. Gene Ontology annotation, biological process: protein folding; protein peptidyl-prolyl isomerization. The record is from RefSeq and is a predicted model, not a curated record. The transcript has a single exon. Gene Ontology annotation, molecular function: peptidyl-prolyl cis-trans isomerase activity.
AUGAUCGGCGGCCUGCUCGACGGCGUCUUCGGGCAGAAGGACGCCGAGGUCACGGACACGGUGUUCUUCGACAUCUCCAUCGGCGACGGCGCGGCCGAGCGCGUCGAGUUCGGCCUCUACGGGUCGACGGUGCCAAAGACCGUCGAGAACUUCAAGAAGCUCUGCACCGGCGAGCCCGGCUUCGGCUACAAGGGCAGCAAGUUCCAUCGCAUCAUCCCCGGCUUCAUGUGCCAGGGCGGCGACUUCACGUCCGGCGACGGCCGCGGCGGCAAGUCCAUCUGGGGCGGCAAGUUCGACGACGAGAACUUCGACCUCGUGCACAACGGCUUCGGCACGCUGUCCAUGGCGAACGCGGGCCCGAACUCCAACGGCUCGCAAUUCUUCAUCUGCGUCGACGACACGCCCUGGCUCAACGGCAAGCACGUCGUCUUCGGCAAGAUCACGGCCGGGGGCGACACCGUCGCGAAGAUGACUGACGUGGGCUCCGCGAACGGCAUGACGUCCAAGGCCGUCAAGAUCGUCGACUGCGGCGCGCUCUAG